AUGGCCGAAGCAUUCAACGGACAAGUGCUUAUGGACCAGCCCGCGGGCACUGGCAACCGCCCUUACGCCGCUGAGUCCUGGCUUGAGCCAUGGCUCAUCAAGCAUUCGGAAUUCUACCGCAAACACUUUACUCGUGACGGACGUCGCGAGAGCAAGUCCACCAGACGCCACAGCGUCGUCACUGAAGGCCUCGAGUCCCGGAAGAAUUCUGUUGCUGCUCCUGAAGUCGAGGCUCCUGCUGCUACGGCUGCCGCCGAGACUGAGGGAACCUCCGCCACCCCGGCUCCCGUUGAGCAGCCACGAGAAAGCGUCGAGGCUGAGACUGCCGCAGAAGCUACAAUCGCCAAGAAGGAUAGGUUUGGCUCCUUGCGCCGAAGCUUUGCCUGGGUUCCGCACCCAUGA
Messenger RNA from Fonsecaea erecta, 402 nucleotides. RefSeq lists its product as hypothetical. The transcript has a single exon. Lineage: Eukaryota; Fungi; Ascomycota; Eurotiomycetes; Chaetothyriales; Herpotrichiellaceae. The coding region runs from base 1 to 402 and encodes 133 amino acids. The record is from RefSeq and is a predicted model, not a curated record.